AUGGACCCGGCCGUCAACCUGGAACGACCCUCUGGUGGGACCGACAUCGCCAAUGUCUUGCCGUCUCCAGGGAGAAUGACGCUCGCCAGGGCCAAGACUGGGGUCCGGGCCGCCUUGGACCUGAUCCAGUCGCCCGGUGACUUUGCCGUGUGGAAGGUCUUGAAGGACACGCCGGCCGACCUCGGUCUCCACAUGUUGGUCAACGGCGUUGGCUCCAUCGACUUUCCCCUCCGCGAAGCAUCCGCAAAACAGAUCAUUGCUCAGGCCAAGCAAGCACCGUACGGCCGCGGAGAAGAAACCGUCGUCGACACCUCGGUCCGCAAUACAUGGGAGCUGGAUGCGAGCCAGUUCAAACUGUUGCAGGAGAGCGGAACGUCUGCAAGACAGGACAUGGGAUGGCACCAUGUGAUCGAUACUGCGCGGAAGCUGGUCAUCGAAACCAUGGGCCUGAACUGCCGCCUGACCAGUCUUCGUGCCGAGCCGUACAAGAUGCUGUUGUACGAGAAGGGUGCCCAUUUCAAAGCACACACGGACUCUCCCAAGAUCCCGGGCAUGUUUGCCACACUCGUAAUUGUUUUACCAUCGGAACACGAGGGCGGCGACCUCAUCCUCAAGCAUCGACAUACAAAGAAGACGUUCAAGUCCUCGCACGCCACGAACAAAACUGGCAUUGGUUUCAUGUCUUGGUACACCGACGUUCAGCACGAAGUUGAACCCGUCACAUCCGGAUACCGCUGGGUUUUGACCUACAACCUCGCCCUGGAGUCCGGCGCACCGUCGAUCCCCCAGCAUGUUCCAACAGCCAGCGCCUUGGUGGAUCCGUACCCUUCCGUGGUCUACCCUGCGCUUGUCAACUGGCUAGCGGAAGCAACCGAUGAUCCAACGCAGGUGGCCGCGCUGGAAAUUGAGGCCAACAAGGCCGAAGCGAUGGCGGAGGCGGUCAGAGGCCAGUGGAAUUGGGAUUCUCACCGGCUGCUAGAGGCUGCCCGCGAAACGCGCAGAAGAGCUGAGGCCGCCAAAUGUGCCGUCCCACACGCCGUGUACGGCCUAGACCACCAUUAUACCGAGACCAAUCUGUUGCUGUCUGCAGCACGCGGUCGUGACGCGGGUGUCCUUAAAGGCCUCCAAUCCGCCGUGGCCGAACUUCCAGUAGACAUCUUCCUGGCCAUCUUGGAGAAACAGGAAGAGGGCAGCUGCGACGAUGACGAGGAUGGCUACCACAGCAGAAACCAGUACUACGGAUACUCUAACUACGAGGAAGACGAGAACCGUCAAAAUGCCGAAUGGCAUGCCAUCCAAGAGGUUUACAGCACCACGUACAGUAUCAAGAAACUAUUGGCACUAGACGGCUCGAAACUGGCAGAGUCCAUGGAUCUACAAAAGGACAAUAUUUUGCAGGACGAUUGUUUUGUCGACGCGGAUGGCAAAGAAACUGAUUACCAAGAGGGCUAUUCUGGAAACGAGCGGUUCUCCAUGUUCGAGAGUGCACCAGCGAAUUCCAACCUCGACCACCUCCUCAAAUACCUCAAAAAGACUUGCACAAGUCCAGUCAUCGGCCGAGACAAAGACUGCCUCGAAAUCCUCCGCGCAAUCUGCGACCACCUGUGGACACCAGAACAGCCGUUGGAUUACGAUACGCGCCCUGUGGACGAAGGCCAUGCCGCAACUGUACUUUCAAUUUUCGUGACAAUGCGAGACUGGGAAUACUUUGAGAAGGUGUUGAAAGAGUCGCAUGGCGACUUCGACGCCAAGUCCUUUUUCGAUUGGGUCAACCACAUGAUAAACAACGAUCAAAAUGUGACCUUUGCCCAAAUCGAGACGCAUAUGCGCAGCGCCGUGCUUGCCCUUCCAGCUCUAUCCGACGCCUUUAAUGCCAUCAGCACCAUUUGUCCCAAAUCAACAGGCUCCCAAGCCGCGAAGUCGGUAGCUUCGUCUUCAGGUGCUAGCGAUAGGGCCAGUCGGGAAGAGUGGGCGCAAACAACAACCGAGAUACUCCUGGACGGGCUCGGAUCAAAGGCCCUUGGAUACGUGGAUGCAUUUGCACUCGGCUACUUGUCUGUCAUUGCCGACAAGGCGUUGACAACACAAUCGCCAGACCUAAACAAGCAGUGGACCGCAAUCUACGAAAUUUUGGCCGAGCCCGUUGUCGCCGAAAUGGACAUUUCGGCAUUGUCAACUUCCGCCGGCUUCCAGCAGAAACUGGAUUCAAAUCUAGCCAGCCGAUUGUCCUGGGACAAUGAGUCAAAGUGGUCCGAGUUCGUCAAGGUCCUGGACAGUGAACAUGUCUCCUGUUUUUACAGACACAUCUUUUCAAUAAACACGCCUGUCACACGCCGCUUGCGACUGGAAUUGUCCCGCAAGAUUGCGUCUUUUUUCACCCCAGACGCGAGCGGUGAAUUUUCUGGUGCCAAGCCGAACAAGCUUGAAGAACUCAAAUUUUUGUGGUUGCCUGUCCUAAGACAAAUCUCCGGUACAAUCAAAGACCACGCCAUCGAGGACAAUGACGAUACUUCCAACGCGGCUGCAGGCGCUGCGUCUUUGCUGCCGCCCCACCAACACUGCACUUCAGUCAAUACCUUCUUGGCUGACGGCAACAUGAAAACAUAUCGUGUCAAGGUGAAUAAAACUCGGCGUCAGCACAUCCAGCAAAGCCUCGAAAUAAAUGGCGUCGACUGUACCCACGAGUCGGAGCGUCAUACGACCCCACACACUCUCGUCCUUACUAAGACGACAAAGCAUUUUACCAAAGAAAGGGCUGAUUGGACACGUCGAAAAGCGACCGCCAACCACACCUUGCAGGACUUUUCUCAGACGGACCUGCGUCGGAUUUUGGGAACCAGUUACGACGAGAUUAUGUCUAUGGAGAAGCUGACCAAACGGGUCCUGGCGUCGGCCCGGAAGCCAGACGCAAAACGGGUCAGAACAGAGGACGCCGCGGCCGCCCCAGGGACAGGGAGUGGCGUUGCUCCACUUCCGCCGCAGCUGGCCUUCUUGAGCACACUUCCUUCAUUCCCAUUUGCACCUGGGACCUCGAUUAUGACGGUCCCGCCAACACCAUCGCCCGGUAGACGGAUUGAUGCCGAUCCCUCGAUGACAUCGCCAUUGCCCGCUCGUGGAACCAAACGGAGGGCCGUGUCGGAUGUUGUUGAUCUCACCGAGGUCAGCGAAUAA
Sporothrix brasiliensis 5110 is the source of this 3171-nucleotide messenger RNA. RefSeq lists its product as uncharacterized. The transcript has 5 exons. Lineage: Eukaryota; Fungi; Ascomycota; Sordariomycetes; Ophiostomatales; Ophiostomataceae. The record is from RefSeq and is a predicted model, not a curated record. The coding region runs from base 1 to 3171 and encodes 1056 amino acids.